Molecule: messenger RNA, 2671 nt
Organism: Ceutorhynchus assimilis (cabbage seed weevil)
Lineage: Eukaryota; Metazoa; Arthropoda; Insecta; Coleoptera; Curculionidae
Source: the annotation of a GenBank genome assembly
GUCAAACAUAACCUCAUUCAAAUUUGUAUUUGUAAUAUUUGUAUUUUAUUUUAACGAUCAUCGAUCAAUCUUGUACUUUCCACAAGAGGAAAUUCUUUCGAUAGUGAAAUUUCAAUACAAAUUAAUGUUAUGAAUGAUUGGUUGUUUAAAAAGUAAUAAGAAGUGUUAAAAAUGUAAUAACUGGAAUUGAGACAGGCAGGCCCUCCUUCUGUUUAACAUUUAACCAAGGUUACAAAGCUAAUUGGCAGAGGAGAGAUGGAUUCCCUAGCUGCAGCAGGCUCAUCGUCAUCCGAUACUUCACUGACUGAAAAACAGAUUCGUAGAAGGAAAAAAAGACAAGAAAAAGCGGAACGUGAAAAAAUUGAGGCAGCUGAACGAAAAGAGGCUGCCCUAAAACAAAUGAGAUAUUUGCUGGCUGUCUGUGAACAAUACUCAGAAAUAUACACCAAAUCAAGCGAGGACCAAAGAAGAGUACUCAAAGACAGGAACGUAGUAAUUCCAACAUUUGCCGAUAUUGAAGGUGUAAAAAAGGAAACAAGAGUCCAACAAACUAUAGCAGAUUACGAUGUAACCAAACAUCUUAAAUAUUUCGAAAAUGGGCAGUUACACUCAUACCAAAUAGAUGGCGUGAAAUGGAUGUACAUGUUGCACGCAAAUUGUACAAAUGGCAUUUUAGCUGACGAAAUGGGCCUAGGAAAGACUAUACAAGUAAUUGCUUUAAUUUGUGUUCUAUUGGAGAUCAAGACACAAGGACCCUUCAUGAUUAUUGCUCCCUUAUCAACAAUACCAAACUGGGAAAAUGAAUUUAAAAGAUUCGCUCCUCAAAUCCCUAUAGUCACUAUUACCGGAGCAUCAGAAAGCCGCUUUGAAAAAAUGCCUUUAAUCAAGAAGAAAUACAAAAUUGGUGAUUUUGAAACAUUCCCAGUCGUGAUAAUGUCUUAUCAGGUACCCUUGAUGGAGAUCAAUGCAUUGAAUGCAUUCAAAUGGAAGUACAUUAUUGUAGAUGAAGGACAUGUUAUAAAGAACCAUAAUACCAGGCUGGCAAAAGUUUUGCGGAUAUUUCGAUCGGAAAACCGAUUAUUGCUCACAGGUACUCCCUUGCAAAAUAACAUUGAAGAAUUGUGGUCAUUACUUAACUUCCUUUUGCCCAACUUCUUUCGAGAUAUGAGCACAUUUUCCGAUAUACUUUUAAUGGAUGAUUUGAAAGAUGAAAAUAAAUUAAUUCAGGAAGAAGUUUCAAAUAGCCUGGUUUCAAAAAUUCAUAAAGUGUUAGCACCUUUUAUGUUGAGGAGAUGCAAAAAAGAUGUACUUUUCAACAUGGUUCCCAAAAAAGAGGUGACCGUUUAUUGCCCAAUGUCACCAUUACAAAUUAAAUUAUAUGAUUAUGUGAUUGCACGUAAUAUUCAGGGACUUCAAGGUUUACCAACUGAUGAUAUAGAUUUAGAUGGGCCAAGACCAAAGAGGAAAUGUAUACGUAAAAUGGAUUACAGUUUCAGAUCGUUAGAUAGAUACAUAAAAAAUGCUUGUCUAAUGAAGCCAAGUCGUGAUAUUGAAGAUGAAACAAACAUACCAGGACUUAUUAUAGAUAAAUGUGAUUUAAAUAUGAACAACUCGGAAUUGCAAAAAUAUAAGAAAGAGGUGAUGGUCCGAUUAACCAUGCUAAGUUGCAUGAUGAUGUUCAAGAAAAUCGUUAACCAUCCUUAUCUUGUGCAUUUCCCUCUCGAUCCGAAUAGUAAAGAAAAACGGCUGUUAAUUAAUGAAGAAUUGAUAAAAAGCAGCGGCAAAUUAUUGGUACUUGACACACUAUUGCCCGAAUUAAAGAAACGUGGUCAUAAGAUUCUACUGUUCAGCCAACUAUGUAUGGGUUUAGACCUGAUUGAAGAAUAUAUGAUUUUAAGAAACUACGAGUAUCGUCGGCUCGACGGAUCAGAUAAGUUGGCAGCGCGGUCAAAAAAUAUGCAAGAAUUUAAUACAGAUCCGAAUGUUUUUGUGUUUUUGCUAAGCACAAGGGCUGGUGGGCUUGGUUUGAAUCUUACCGGAGCCGAUACUGUUAUCUUCUUCGAUAGAGACUGGAAUCCUCAAAUGGACAUUCAGGCGCAAGAUAGAUGCCAUCGGAUUGGUCAAACAAAACCAGUAGUUGUCUACACACUAACAACAAAAAAUACAAUCGACGAACACAUUAUUGGUACUGGUCAAGUUAAAAGGGUCUUGGAAAAGGUGGUAAUUUCUGAUGGUAAAUUUAAAACUCUCAGUUUGAACAAUCGAGAACGUACUGAAAAUGUUCUGAUAGAAUUGCGCAAGGCUUUAAAAAAACCUGAAGAUGAUGAUUGUUACAUUUAUUCAAAUGAUUUGGAGUUGAAUAGGCUUUUGGAUCGAUCAGAUUUGUAUGCUCAAUUAGAAGAAAUUAAUGUAAAAGUCAAGAAUGAAGAUGAUCAGUAAAACCAGAAGUCCAAGACAUACUUUUGUUCUAAUUAAUUUUAUUUUUGGAAAUUUGUUCAUUUCCUUUUGUUUGUUAUAAAAAUAUUACCAAUAAGGAAAAAUCUCAUUGUUUUUUGUUAGUUUACGAUAGUGUAAGUUUUUUUUAUAUUGAAGUUUAGGUUUAGUGUGUUCUAUUUAUUCAUUGUUCUGUUGUGUCAUUUUAUUAACUUGAUUAAAGAAUUUUGAAAAAUAA